This is a messenger RNA of Eurypyga helias (sunbittern), 1546 nucleotides long. RefSeq names its product reticulon 4 (gene RTN4). Bases 16 to 597 code for a protein of 193 amino acids. NCBI's taxonomy places the organism in Eukaryota, Metazoa, Chordata, Aves, Eurypygiformes, Eurypygidae. Gene Ontology annotation, biological process: endoplasmic reticulum tubular network formation; brain development; neuron differentiation. The record is from RefSeq and is a predicted model, not a curated record. Gene Ontology annotation, cellular component: postsynaptic density; neuron projection. The transcript is spliced from 7 exons.
GCAGGCACGCUCAAGAUGGAUGCCAGAAUGGUUGUUGACCUCCUUUACUGGCGAGACAUCAAGAAGACAGGAGUGGUGUUUGGUGCCAGCUUGUUCCUGCUGCUUUCAUUAACAGUGUUCAGCAUCGUGAGCGUGACAGCUUACAUUGUCUUGGCCCUGCUUUCUGUGACCAUCAGCUUUAGGAUAUACAAGGGAGUUAUCCAGGCAAUCCAAAAGUCUGAUGAAGGCCACCCAUUUAGGGCUUACUUGGAGUCGGAUGUAGCUGUGUCGCAAGAGCUGAUUCAGAAAUACAGCAACGUUGUGCUUGGCCACAUCAACGGCACAGUCAAAGAGCUGAGGCGUCUCUUCCUAGUCGAUGACUUGGUUGAUUCCCUGAAGUUUGCGGUGUUGAUGUGGGUGUUCACUUACGUUGGUGCCUUGUUUAAUGGGCUGACAUUACUGAUUCUGGCUUUGAUCUCGCUCUUCAGUGUUCCUGUUAUUUAUGAGAGACACCAGGCCCAAAUUGACCAUUACCUGGGACUUGUGAACAAGAACGUCAAAGACGCGAUGGCCAAGAUCCAAGCGAAGAUCCCUGGGUUGAAGCGCAAAACUGAAUAAAAAGCCUGAAGCGACGUACUUGAUAGGAAGUUCAUCUUUUAAGGGGGAAAAAAUACUCAUUUGGAUUUACACGGGGAGGGUCAGGGAAUAGCAAAGCCCUUGACAUUGCAGUGCAAUUUCACAGAUCUUUAUUUUUUAGCAACGCAGUGUUUGAGGAAACAAACAAAGUAACUGUUUUGACUGCCAUGUGUUUCAUCAUUAAGUAUUGUAAGCUGCUGUGUAUGGAUCUAAAACUAAUCAUCUUCCUUUAUCCUGUGUGCAGCACUGGCUAACGCAAGCGAGCUGCGAAAGCUGUACAUUUUGCUUAGCAGAGGUAGUCCCCGCUGCGUUCCGGAGGAGGUAGUGCAGGUGGAGCGGAGGAGAACACUUCCCGGUUUGUUGCACUGUGUAUGGUCUGUGUAGAUUGAUGCAGAAUUUUCUAAAAUGAGAUGUUUUAGAAGAAUAUACCAUCCUAGCAAGUUUUGAAGAAUCUUGCCUUUUUGGUAUGAGUAUAGCUGUAUUGUGAUUUUAUUGUUUUAUCAAUUGCCAAUAUAUAUAUAUAUAUCUGUGUUUCACAAAGCUUAGAUCUUUCAGCUGCUCCACAGUGCUUUGUACUGCAGAGAAUUGACUGAUUUCUGAACUAGCUCCAUAGCACACAAGCUUGAAAAGCUAAACCGUCUCCGUAAACACUAGCAUCUGGUUAAUAAAACACCCGAGAGGAACGAACAAAAGGAGCCUCCACAUCUGUUAAAACGACAGCGUACGCGCGCUUCGUGGCGCGAAGGUGCAGUAGGUGGUUUGGAGCAAGUAAUUCUCCAGUCUCUCAAGCUCUGAUCAGCUGUGGGCCGAAUAUCGAAUGCUGCAAACGGUGUUUGGAAACGUUCAAAACCUUGUGACGCAAGAAUCGCUGAAUGAAAAUUGAUGCACUUGCAGUUUGGGCUGUAUUGAACUAAGUCUGUGGAAUGCAUUG